AUGUCGAGACAUAUUCUCCGACCUCUUCGCCACAAGCCAUGGCCUCAGUCUGAAACUUCGGCACGGGAUGUAGACCAGGGUUUCAUCCAGGAGCAGACAGCGCCGUACACAAGUCUGAAGUGCUUCUACCCAAUGCAAAUGGGUGAAGUGCUAGACCACCGCUAUCAAGUCACGGCAAAGCUCGGCUGUGGCGCCCACUCAACUGUCUGGCUUGCGCGCGACCUCUGGUAUUGGAGGUGGAGGCCAGACGUAUAUGUUGCUAUCCAAGUCAGUGUCACUGGUGACACUGACGAGGCGGGUGCUGGUCCUGAGGAGCCGGUCAAACUACAGCAUAUCAGUGCUGCAAAUCGCAGACACCCUGGUCGCGACUUGGUGAGCAUCAUACUCGACAAUUUCCAUCUGAAAGGACCAGCGUGCCAGCAUCUAUGCAUGGUGUUCGAGCCUCUUAGAGAGCUUCUCGGCCUGAUCAAGUACAAGUUCACUACAGAGAUGAUCUCUGUGCCGCUUCCGAAAGUGGUCGCUCGGCAGGUGCUACAAGCUCUCGACUAUCUGCAUAAUGAAUGUCACAUCAUCCAUUGUGACCUCAGCGAAUCGAACAUCAUCUUCAAUUUUGCGGAGAAAUAUCGCCACAGCAUCCUGGAUCAGCACUCAAAAGACGAACGCACAGAUUCGCUGCCGGUCAAACGGCUGACUGACAGAGUGAUCUACCUCCCACACAACGACUUCGGCCCCUUAGUCCCCCAUAUCGGUGCAGCCAUCGUCCUCGACUUCGACAGCUCCGUACGUGGUGACAGCGACGAGGAUCGUAACCACGACAUCCAGCCACAGGGUCUCACCGCACCCGAGGUCAUGCUCCGCGCGGGAUGGAGCUAUAGUGCUGAUGUAUGGAUUUUUGGCGCUCUGAUUUGUGGGCUCAUGGGAGGAGAGCCUCUGUUCGAUGAUGCGAAUAGGAAGCACUGGCAGGAGUUCUCCGAGCCUUUGAGCAUGGCUAGGAUGAUUGCGUUCAUGGGUCCGCCCCCAACGGAGCUGCUCGAGCGCUCAGCACGACUCGCGAAUUUCUUUGAGGGUGAUGUGUUCAAAUUCCCGCAACUUGUGCCGGAAGAUUGCUCGUUUGAUACAUUUUUCGCCCGUGUCGAAGGUGACGAGAAGGAGGAGUUCGUUGCUUUUGCUAAGCGCAUGUUUACGUGGCUGCCGGAGAACAGAGCGACCGCUGCAGAGUUGCUGGCUGAUCCUUGGUUGCGGCGGGACCGAUAA
Molecule: messenger RNA, 1254 nt
Organism: Recurvomyces mirabilis
Lineage: Eukaryota; Fungi; Ascomycota; Dothideomycetes; Mycosphaerellales; Teratosphaeriaceae
Exons: 2
Coding region: 1-1254 (417 amino acids)
Biological process (GO): spliceosomal complex assembly; regulation of mRNA processing; peptidyl-serine phosphorylation
Cellular component (GO): nucleus; cytoplasm
Molecular function (GO): ATP binding; protein serine/threonine kinase activity
Source: RefSeq, a predicted model, not a curated record